Tuber aestivum (summer truffle) is the source of this 302-nucleotide messenger RNA. The record is from the annotation of a GenBank genome assembly. NCBI's taxonomy places the organism in Eukaryota, Fungi, Ascomycota, Pezizomycetes, Pezizales, Tuberaceae.
UCCAUCCAUCCCUUCUGCGCACCGGUUCAAGAUUGGGGAUUGCAACAACGCUUUUUCUUACCCAUCGUUCUAUACCUACCUACCUGCCUGCCUACCUGCCUACACACAGGGCACAUAAGUUAUAUAACAGGAAAUUCACCGCUAGACACCGCCGCAAUAAUGAAGCUAGUCCGGUACGUUUCCGGGCAAUCAUCAAUUCAACUCAACGGUAGCAUAACUGAUAAUACUUACUCUCUCUCUCUCCCGUGUAGUUUCUUGAUGAAAUGUCAAAACGAAACCGUCACAGUCGAGCUCAAGAAUGG